Messenger RNA from Sorghum bicolor (sorghum), 1022 nucleotides. Its product is annotated as basic blue protein. Bases 368 to 775 code for a protein of 135 amino acids. The record is from RefSeq and is a predicted model, not a curated record. Gene Ontology annotation, cellular component: plasma membrane. Gene Ontology annotation, molecular function: electron transfer activity. The transcript has 2 exons. NCBI's taxonomy places the organism in Eukaryota, Viridiplantae, Streptophyta, Magnoliopsida, Poales, Poaceae.
CCCUGAUAAAGCUUGCAUCUGGACUAGAGAAACCUUUUGCACGAUUCAAUAUUCAUAUCCCUCUCCAUAUGCUAGUAGCUGGCAUUAUUGCUAGAUUCAGAUCGCCGAAUCCACUUUCAAACAAAGAAAGGCGAAGCUGAGAUGAGACCAACUGAUUAACUGAACUGUUUGUAGUCGGAAACUGAAGAUAACUGAAGUUUGCUCUCGCCUCUCGAUCGUCUCCACCCGCCUAGCUUGGCCGCGGCGGAACGCGCUAUAAAAAGCCGCGCCGCGCGAUCGCGAGCUCUGGCUCCUGUGCCGUGCAAGUGCAACCCCCGCGGUCGUCGAUCGGCGUCGCUGCCAAGGCAGCUGAUACCGUACCCCGGUGAUGAUGGCUCGGGGAAGUGGUAGUGCGAUCGGCGGCAGUGUCGUCCUCGCGUUGGCGGCGCUCCUGAUGGUCGGCCUCUUCGUGGCGACGAGCGCCCCGGUCGCCGAGGCGGCGGCGGCGUCGUACAUGGUCGGCGACUACGGUGGGUGGAAGUUCAACGUCGACAGGUGGGCCAAGGGGAGGACCUUCCGCGCCGGCGACGUGCUCGUGUUCAACUACAACCGUGCGGUGCACGACGUGGCGGUCGUGAACGCGGCGGCGUACCGGAGCUGCGCGGUGCCCAAGGGCGCCAAGGUGCUGCGGAGCGGGCGCGACAAGGUGAGGCUCGGCAGAGGCACGCACUACUUCGCCUGCACCGUGCGGGGACACUGUCAGGCCGGAAUGAAGAUCGCCGUCAGGGCCGUGUAGUAGGGGAUGGGGAUCGAUGGGCUGGGCCGUUGGCCAUGUGUCCAACAAUCUUCGAGAGUCCAGAUCGAUCUGCUGCCUGAUGAAAAAUCAACUGCUUGUUAAUUUGUGUUGUCGUGUGUAUGUUCAGGGCCCGCUAGCUUGUGUUAUGUACAACUAAUGUGGCUUUUGUGACCUCGGGUUGGUCGUGAGCUGUGACAGAUCUACCGCUAUUUUCUCCUUAACGCCACAUGUUGUGUCUUCCCCCCAA